Molecule: messenger RNA, 2968 nt
Organism: Botrytis cinerea B05.10
Lineage: Eukaryota; Fungi; Ascomycota; Leotiomycetes; Helotiales; Sclerotiniaceae
Gene: Bcdao10
Product: Bcdao10
Exons: 2
Coding region: 560-2011 (483 amino acids)
Cellular component (GO): cytoplasm
Molecular function (GO): oxidoreductase activity
Source: RefSeq, a predicted model, not a curated record
GGCCAUACUUCGUAACCUUAUGCCAGAAACAUCUGAUUUAGAUAUGAAAGGUGUCACAUAAUAAUGCCAUAAUGUCAAGAAACUUGAAAUCAGCCUGAUUUGAGAAGAUUUAAGACUUCAUUGACUAAGUGAAAUUGCUGAGAUAAAUAUCGGUAGUGGGAUGAUAAGAUUGUGAAGGGCCUGGUGGCACGAUUGAUAAGGUUGGAGGACAGGGGCCGAGCGACGUUGAGAUCUGAUAAGAACGUGGAGAGACCAGGAGAUGUCACGUUUCAUCAUCAAGACAUCUCCUCUAUACUAUAAGCUUGCCUCGACUAUUACUGCAAGCUGUCAAUUACUUUCACAGUCAAUCAAUUACUUCCGUUUAACCAGAACAGUGCCCCGACAAUUCACUUGUAUAUAGUACCGGGACAACCACUUGCGGAAUCACACACAGCCAAAAUAUACAACACUACCAUCCUACCUAACGAUUAAAAGAAUCACUUAAGGUUCUAUAUACGCAUACUGGUAUUCCAUUAGAGCCCCUAGUCAAAGUUGAGAAACGAAAUCUACUAUCAACACCAUGAAGACUGUUUCCGAAACCUUGAAUGACCUCUCGAUUUCGGUCGCGCCGUCGAAAUCAAACUCAGCAGUGUCUAAGUGUCUACCUGUUUCUAACCCAGGAGAUUGUUUCUGGCAAUCUGAAAAGCAUAGGUUGCAUGAUCACCGCUCUACAGAGGAUCUCCCAACACACAGCGAUGUAGUCAUUGUCGGUGCGGGGUACGCUGGAGUUAGCACCGCAUAUCAUCUUGUUAAGGAGGGCGGCGACUCGGUCAAAUCAAUCACUAUUAUAGAGGCACGAGGCGCAUGUUCGGGUGCAACUGGUAGAAAUGGAGGGCAUUUAAGACCAGAUUUGUAUGGCCAUAUUCCAACUUACGUUGAGCGAGGAGGACCACGCGCAGGAGCUGAGAUUGCCGAGUUUGAAAUUGCUCAUGUCAAGGAGAUGAAAAAACUUAUCGAAAAAGAGAAUAUAGAUUGCGACUUUAGUCUCUGUCGGACAGUUGAUGUGUGGUGCAAUGAGGAGAUGGCAAAGAAAGCCAAGGCAGUGUAUGACCAGAUGGUAAAGAACGAUUUUGAGUACAUGGAUGAUGUCAUCUUCUAUACAGGUAAAGAAGUUGAGGGCAUCUGUGGAGUCAAGGGUGCCAAGGCUUGUGCUUCAUAUACAGCUGGAAGUAUGUGGCCUUACAAGUUUAUUCUGGGGCUUCUCGAAAUAAUCCUGCCAACCGGAAAAGUUAACUUGCAGACAAACACGCCAGUAACUAGUAUAACUAGUGCUGCCAAUGGAGGCUUCACUGUCGGGACAAGCAGAGGAAAUACGCAUGCUAGCAAGAUAAUAUAUGCCAACAAUGCAUAUAUUUCUGCGCUUCUUCCUGAAUACGAUCAAAAUAUAGUUCCUUGCAAAGGUAUCUGUUGCCGUAUAACUGUACCUGAAGGCAAGACGGCACCACUUCUAAACAACACUUAUAUCAACCGAACAGAAGACAACACCCUUUCAUAUCUUAUACCCAGAGCAGAUGGCAGCAUCAUCGUCGGUGGUGCCGCAGCGAAAUUCAAAUCUCAUAAAGAUCAAUGGUACAAUAAUGUUGAUGACAGUGUUCUCAUCGAGUCAGCAAAAAAUUAUUAUGACAACUACAUGCAGGAAACCUACAAUGGCUGGGAGGACUCUGGUGCUAAAGUUGACAAUAUCUGGACUGGAGUUAUGGGAUAUUCUUACGACUCAAACCCUCACGUUGGUGAGGUACCUGGAAAGCCCAAUCAGUUUGUAGUUGCCGGGUUCAACGGUCAUGGUAUGCCAGUCAUUUGGCUUUCGGGUAAAGCAGUUGCCAAGAUGGUCUCAGAAGACGUACCGUUCGAGAAAACUGGUGUGCCACGAUUAUUCAAGACGACUCAGGAGAGGAUAGAUCGGGCCAAGAAUGGAAGCGAAGAGCAAGGUGAUAUCCUUGGUACCGGAAAUCAGAAAGCUACAAAGCAAUGAGAGACCCUUUCACUUUCCAUUACUUCUCUGACACUGUUCCAUCUCUACUGCAAUGGAGAGCGGCUGCACAUAGCUAGCUAAAGCAAUAUGGGUGGAUAAAAACACAUUGCUUCCUGAAACUAGCUUAUAGUAGCAAAUUACCAGCUUAGCAUUGUCCUUAAGUUGUUGGAACUAUCUGGUAACACAGUCCUCAGCUGAAGAAUGUUGAGUCUGUAUUUCAUUUCAUCAAUAUCGCUACUUGAGAUGAAUGGGGUUAUGGAGUAGAGACAAAAAUUAUUACUCGUGUGUACUCUUCAUCUACGCACUACGGGUUCUCUAAAUUUGAGGCCACCCUUGAUAUCUUAUGUAUUGCACAAUUUAGUAUUUGCAAGACAGUCUCGCUUGAUGACCUGAAAACAAAAAGAAUACAACAUUGUUACCUGAAGUUCUAUAAUUUGUUGCUAUCAUGUUGAAGUAUCACAAGCUAUCGCCAAAUUUUGAAGUGAGAUUGAACAUUUAGUCUCUUCCUUUUCAUACUGGUAUUGCCGAUAGCUCAAUGAUCAUCGCCGGCAUAAUUUUACAAUUGACGAAAAAAUUAAUCUACUGCCAUAUGCCGAAUUUCUAUUCCUUCUCAUCGAAUCUAUUACGGCGAUUUUCUCCAGCCCAUUUGAACUUUUCAUUCAUUCAAGCAAGUCCAGACUUUGGCUCAUAGCUUAUUGAGGUAUUCACAAAUGAAAUGAGCAUUCAUACAUUGUUUUGAAUUUGGAGAAACAAUUUGAGAGGAAAGGCAAAAGAUGAUACAGUGAGUGGUGAUCUACUGAGUUCCUUUUCAUGUUUACUUGAAUUUGUGUAAAAUAUGGUUGCGCCCCUUCUGUGUGGCCUAUGUUGUGUUUUGAUUUGUAGUACAUAAGUGCACUAUACAACGAUCGCUAAAUCAAGCAUCUUUGCCUGCCCUAUAAUGAGGAAUAUGCAUGCUCA